AUGGGCACUAAUAGACUGCACUGAUGGACACUGAUAGGUGGCACUGAUGGGCACUGAUGUUACAUAUUGCUGCACACACCAGAGCAGGGGCGGACUGUCAACUCAUGGGGCCCCCGGUCAAUAGGGGAUCAUGGGGCCCCUGUGUCCUUGCCCAAACUCUGAAAAGCCUAUGAAAAAGGUACCAGGGGCAUCUCAUGGCAUCCCCCUGCUGACCCCGGGCCCUCGGGCAGUGCCCGACUUUCUAAAUGGUCAGUCUGCCCCU
Messenger RNA from Staurois parvus, 262 nucleotides. NCBI's taxonomy places the organism in Eukaryota, Metazoa, Chordata, Amphibia, Anura, Ranidae. The record is from the annotation of a GenBank genome assembly.